AUGGCCACACAACAGAAAGCUCUUUUAGUCCCUGCAAAGUUUGCCGACUUCGUCGUUGGAUCCAAGUCCAUUCCCAAGCCAGGUCCCGGAGAGCUUCUGGUUAAAAUCCGCUCCACCUCGCUCAACCCAGCUGAUUGGAAGAUCCACAAAUACGGGCUCUUUAUUGAGGAGUUCCCCGCUGUCCUGGGGUUGGACCUUGCAGGAGACGUUGAGGAGGUUGGGGAAGGCGUCACCACUUUUGUAAAAGGAGAUCGAGUGUACGUCGUUUUCUAUUUCCUCCUGUAG
This is a messenger RNA of Laccaria bicolor S238N-H82, 285 nucleotides long. RefSeq lists its product as uncharacterized. Lineage: Eukaryota; Fungi; Basidiomycota; Agaricomycetes; Agaricales; Hydnangiaceae. The transcript has a single exon. The record is from RefSeq and is a predicted model, not a curated record. The coding region runs from base 1 to 285 and encodes 94 amino acids.